Anopheles merus is the source of this 1861-nucleotide messenger RNA. Its product is annotated as histone H1-like. The record is from RefSeq and is a predicted model, not a curated record. The transcript has a single exon. Gene Ontology annotation, molecular function: nucleosomal DNA binding; double-stranded DNA binding; structural constituent of chromatin. Gene Ontology annotation, biological process: negative regulation of DNA recombination; nucleosome assembly; chromosome condensation. Gene Ontology annotation, cellular component: nucleus; nucleosome. Bases 62 to 811 code for a protein of 249 amino acids. NCBI's taxonomy places the organism in Eukaryota, Metazoa, Arthropoda, Insecta, Diptera, Culicidae.
UGCUGUGUCAGUGUGUGAGUGAAAGCGAAUAACCCCUCAAACAAGCGCGAAAGCAACUACGAUGGCCGAUUCCGCAGCGACCGAAGUCCCGGCUGCAGCAGCUGCUGCCCCAGCCUCCACGGCCAAGUCACCGAAGAAGCCAAAGGCGGCCGCCGGCCCCAAGAAGCCCAAGCAGCCAGCGGCACAUCCUCCGGUCAACGAAAUGGUGCUGGCCGCCGUCAAGGCACUCAACGAACGCAACGGUUCCUCGCUGCAGGCGAUCAAGAAGUACGUGGCGGCCAACUACAAGGCUGACGUGACCAAGCUGGCCACCUUCUUCAAGAAGGCCCUCAAGACUGCCGUCGCCAACGGCAAGCUGGUCCAGACCAAGGGAACCGGUGCGUCGGGCUCGUUCAAGCUCUCGGCCGCAGCCAAGAAGCCAGCGGUAGAGAAGAAGAAGAAAGCAGCGGCCCCCAAGAAGUCGGCCUCUGCCGCGGACAAGAAGAAGAAGACCGCAGCCAAGAAGCCCGCCGGAGAGAAGAAGGCCGCCGCCAAGAAGACCACCAAGAAGGCUGACGGUGCCGCCGCCAAGAAACCGAAGGCCGCCGCAGCUAAGAAACCCAAGGCCGCCGACGGAGCGAAGAAAGCCGCCAAGAAACCGGCAGCCCCGAAGCAGAAAUCCACCAAGCCAACCAAGGCCGCGGCUGCCAAGCCGAAAGCACCGAAACCAAAGAAGGCAGCAGCUCCCGCCAAGAAGGCCGCCGCUCCCAAGAAGGCUGCCGCACCCAAGAAAGCCGCUGCCCCCAAAAAGGCAGCUGCAGCCAAGAAGUAAACCACCUACUACACGUUAUACUGCAUGCUUCUACAACAGCAUUGCAAUAACGCUCUCUUGGUUCCAAGCAACAGUCCUUUUCAGGACUACAAAUCGAAUCAUUCAAGAACUUCAUCAUUUCAUUCGAACACCUUCACGCAAUAGCAAUUACAUAGAUCGGCGGAUUACUCCUGCUCGCUCGAAUACUGCAUGGCUUGUUCAGCUGGCAUGCCAUCAAGUUUGUUGUCGUUUCUCUUUCUCUCGUUUUAGAUUACAUGUUGGCACGCACAACAGGAAAUUAACCCAACGGCCAAGCUUUAAGGCUAGCUCACACAUCGUCUACUUAUUCCCAACUACGCUGUGAUUCCGAAAAGCAUAGGCAAAACUACAUGGAUGCAGCAGGCCCUGACUGUCGAGUAUAGCAGUGUUCGGAAACGUCUUGUACAGGAGAAUCGAACCGUCAAGCGUGCUCCAAGCUCUGGAACCUUUUCAUAACCGCAAGUUCUCAUCUCUGAAUUAUCAGAGUGGAAAAUGUAUGGCUCUGUUUUUGUAAAUGCCGCUCAUCUAUUUUUGCGACAUCCCAACAAUGUUAAUACCCAAGAACAGGUAAUGACGGUUAGUACAUACUACGAGAAUGUCCAACGAAACCUCACUAUGAACAUGCUCUCUAGCGACAAACACGCGACGAACAUGGUUUUUCGGAGAUUGAGCCAGUUUUCCGAUACGCCAAUGUGCAUUGAUAGUUAUUGGUACCCUAGCCGUUCGGUACAAUCAUUUACGACCAGUCCAACGAUGAUGCCUACCCGUAAUGUACACAAAUUAAACGGGGUCAUCCAAAAUUACAUUUCUAACUAACCCAUCGUUUGAGGUGCCAUAUUACAUUGAAGGUAGUACCAACAACUGAACGAACCUAAUACCUGUACCCAUUAUAGGAUACAGAUAUCAUCAUGUACCUAUGCUUCUUCAACCUUGCAUGAGAAAGAGGCGAAAGAACUCCUUACGAGCCAAAACUUCUAUCUAACAUAUCAUCAACAACAUGUCUUUGGGUUAGUUGGGCGUGUAUGCUUCCAA